Hippocampus zosterae (dwarf seahorse) is the source of this 4863-nucleotide messenger RNA. It is a transcript of the gene sbno1, whose product is annotated as strawberry notch homolog 1 (Drosophila). The coding region runs from base 393 to 4613 and encodes 1406 amino acids. The transcript is spliced from 33 exons. The record is from RefSeq and is a predicted model, not a curated record. Gene Ontology annotation, biological process: regulation of DNA-templated transcription. Gene Ontology annotation, molecular function: histone binding; chromatin DNA binding. NCBI's taxonomy places the organism in Eukaryota, Metazoa, Chordata, Actinopteri, Syngnathiformes, Syngnathidae. Gene Ontology annotation, cellular component: nucleus.
AGAAGACUUCAGAAUUGUCCGGGGAUCACGUGACGCUUUGCUACUACGUUUGAUCGAUGCGAUGUUUGUCGUUUGCGUCAAAGGCAUUAAAGAAGGCCGCGCUUUUCCUUUGUGCCGAUGCUCUGUCGUGGGGGUGCGCCGGCUCGAACGACCGCAUCGGUGCUGGAGGGCCGACGCCGGGACGAAGCCCUCGACGACGGGAAGAGCGGGGGCCAGAGGCGGCUAAGCGAGGCCUAGUGCACGUCACGUGACCAGCAUGCGGCGUAGAGUUUGAUUAAAAAAAAGAAGAAGAAGAUGGCGUGAGCGCGGCGGCGCGGACAGGACAACAACCGAACGAGCGCUGCGAGGCGCACUUAUUGCGGACGUACAGCGCCCCGUCAACCGCCCCUCAAAUGGAUCCCGGGCAGGAUUUACUUCUCACGGCUCUCAGCGAGAGCGGCAUUUGCCCCAACGACAUCGGAGUUUUUGACGUCGAUUCUCAGGAUGUCGCGCAGCCCUCCACAGCUCAGCAAUCUAUCUCCAUCAACGCCCUGGACGUCGGCUUAGGGACAGAGUCCGGGGAAGUCGCUCGAACCGAAACACAGUCUCCAGGCCCCAUCGUGACUAUCAGGCACCAUAAACCUCAGCCCUCGACCACCACGUUUGUCUUAAAUCAGCUCAAUCAGCUGCCCUCGCUCGGGGCGGCGCCCACCAAGCAGUCGGCCGGCAACCCGGUCAAGCACACCAUCACCGUCACCAAGGUGGUCCACGUGGCCAACAGUGCCGUGCGGGGCUCAUCCACGGCCACCUCCGCAAGCAACCCCCCCUCAGCAUCCGCAGCUGUGCCUUCGAACCACGACCAGAUUCAGUUAAAAGACCUCCUCAGGGCGGGAGGGGGGGAGAGUUCGGCCCUGAAGGGCAACAGUCUGGUGGAGCUCAUGAAACUCAAGCCGCCGCCGGACAUCGCCACGCCGGUUGCUACCGCUACGGGCCCCGGUGAGAUGAACAAUGGCGUCAAGAAGGAAAACCCGGCCAAAGAAAACAUUGGAACCUGGAAUCACGACGAGCUCAAAAUGCACGCUUUCUCACAUUCGCCGAACGCGCCCGGGAUGAGGGAGGAGGACGAGCCCGAGGAGGAGGAAGAGGAGGAGUUGGGUCAUGCGGAGACGUACGCGGAGUACAUGCCGAUGAAGCUAAAAGUUGGCCUGCGCCAUCCCGACCCAGUGGUGGAGACCAGCUCCCUGUCGAGCGUGAGCCCGCCUGACGUGUGGUACCGCCUGACCAUCCCGGAGGAGGUCAUCGACCGCGGCUGCCUGUCGGCUCUGCAGCUGGAAGCCAUCACGUACGCCGCCCAGCAACACGAGACGUUCCUGCCCAGCGGCGACCGAGCGGCCUACUUGAUCGGCGACGGUGCCGGCGUGGGGAAGGGCCGCACCAUCGCCGGGAUCAUCUAUGAGAAUUACCUCUUGGGCAGGAAGAGAUCUCUUUGGUUUAGCGUUUCCAAUGACUUGAAGUAUGACGCCGAGCGGGAUUUGAGGGACAUCGGAGCCAAGAACAUCCAAGUUCAUUCCCUGAACAAGUUCAAGUAUGGCAAGAUCUCCUCUAAACACAACGGCAGCGUGAAGAAGGGCGUCAUCUUCGCCACCUACUCUUCGCUGAUCGGAGAGAGCCAGUCGGGCGGCAAGUACAAGACCAGGUUUGAGCAACUGCUCCACUGGUGCGGCGAGGACUUUGACGGCGUCAUCAUCUACGAUGAAUGUCACAAAGCUAAAAAUGUGUGUCCCAUCGGCUCAUCCAAACCCACAAAAACGGGGCUGGCGGUGUUGGAGCUUCAGAACAAACUCCCCAAGGCUCGUGUGGUGUACGCCAGUGCGACAGGUGCCUCGGAACCUCGAAACAUGGCCUACAUGAACCGCCUGGGCAUCUGGGGCCACAAAACACCCUUCAAGGAAUUUGGCAACUUCAUUCAAGCAGUCGAGCGCAGGGGCGUGGGCGCCAUGGAGAUCGUCGCCAUGGAUAUGAAGCUGAGGGGAAUGUACAUCGCGCGGCAGCUGAGUUUCACGGGCGUGACGUUCAAGAUCGAUGAGGUCCCGCUGACUCAGCGCUACAUCCACAUGUACAACAAGUCGGUCCGGCUGUGGGUGAGCGCCCGCGAAAAGUUCCAGCAGGCGGCCAACCUGAUGGAGGCCGAGCAGCGUAUGAAGAAGUCCAUGUGGGGCCAGUUCUGGUCGGCUCACCAGAGGUUCUUCAAGUACCUCUGCAUUGCCUCCAAGGUCCGCAGGGUCGUCCAACUGGCCAGGGAGGAGGUCCAGAAUGGCAAGUGUGUGGUGAUUGGCCUGCAGUCCACCGGAGAAGCGAGGACUCUGGAGGCUUUGGAGGAGGGCGGCGGAGAGCUUAACGACUUUGUGUCAACCGCAAAAGGUGUGCUGCAGUCGCUGGUGGAGAAGCAUUUCCCGGCUCCUGACAGACAGAAGCUUUACAGCCUGCUGGGUAUCGACCUCUCGGCCAAGAAGACCCCCUCGCCCAACGACUCGACGUCGCAACCCCAGCAGAAGGGAAAGAAAAGAAAAGCGCCGGAAAGCAAGCCCAAACAGCAGAAGAGGCCUCGCAAGCACGGCGGACUCUCGGGCACCAGCUCGGACGAGAGCCAAUCGGACGAGUCGGACAAAGACUCGGCCAGGGACCUCGACAGCGACGACAGCUUCAAAUCGGUCAGCUCGGCGGACGAGGACGACGACUUCAACCCCUUUCGAGAUGAGACCGAUGAGGACGACAAGGACGAUCCCUGGCUCAUCCGAAAGGAGCCCAAGAAGAGCAAAGAGAAAAAGAAGAAGAAAAAGCGAAGGAAGAGCAUCGACCCCGACUCCAUUCAAAGUGCCUUGUUGGCUUCGGGCCUGGGCUCCACCCGGCCGACGUUCUCCGCCCCCGUCGCCCCUACGCCCGCGCCCGCCGCAGUGAAAGCGGAGCCUGAAGACAGCUGCUUGACCAGCCAGGACGCGGUGGAACACGCUCAGAAGAUGAAGCGGGACCUCCUGGAGAAACUGGAGGAGCUGGCCGAGGCGCUGCCGCCCAACACGCUGGACGAGCUCAUCGAUGAGCUCGGAGGACCCGAAAAUGUUGCAGAGAUGACCGGUCGCAAAGGCCGCGUGGUCAGCAACGACGACGGCACCAUCACGUACGAGUCUCGCUCGGAGCUGGACGUCCCCGUGGAAAUCCUCAACCUGACCGAGAAGCAGCGUUUCAUGGACGGGGAGAAACACAUCGCCAUCAUCUCGGAGGCGGCCAGCUCGGGCAUCUCGCUGCAGGCCGACCGCCGGGUCAAGAACCAGCGCCGCAGGGUCCACAUGACGCUGGAACUGCCGUGGAGCGCCGACCGGGCCAUCCAGCAGUUCGGAAGAACUCACCGGUCCAACCAGGUCACGGCCCCGGAGUACGUCUUCCUCAUCUCCGAGCUGGCCGGCGAGCAGAGAUUUGCCUCCAUCGUGGCCAAAAGAUUAGAAAGUCUUGGGGCGCUGACGCACGGUGACCGAAGAGCCACGGAGACGCGAGAUCUCAGCAGGUUUAACUUUGACAACAAAUACGGCCGAAACGCUCUGGAAAUCGUGAUGAAGUCGAUAGUGAAGCUCGACACCCCGCUCGUGUCGCCGCCCUCUGACUUUCAGGGAGAUUUCUUCAAAGACGUUCAAAGGGGCUUGAUAGGCGUGGGCCUCAUCAAUGUGGAGGAGCGAUACAACGCGUUGUCCCUGGACAAAGACUAUAACAACAUUGGGAAGUUCCUGAACCGCAUCCUGGGCAUGGAGGUGCAUCAGCAGAACGCCUUGUUUCAGUACUUCUCCGACACGCUGGCGGCCGUCAUCCAGGAAGCCAAGCGCAACGGCAGAUUCGACAUGGGCAUUCUCGAUCUCGGUUCCGGUGAUGAGAAGGUGAAGAAGGUGGACUGCAAAAAGUUCCUGACCCCGGGCUACACGGCGUCGGGUCACGUCGAGCUCUUCACGGUGGGCGUGGAACGGGGGAUGUCCUGGGAGGAAGCGACGCACGCCUGGGCUGAACAGAACGGACCCGAUGAUGGUUUCUAUGUGCAGUCGCGGAACAACAAGAAGACGGCCAUCCUGGUGAAGGAAGUGAACGCAAAGAAGAGGCUCUUCCUGGUCUACCGGCCCAACACGGGCAGGCAGCUCAAGCUGGAGACGUACGCCGACAUCAAGAAGAAGUUUAAGAAGGUCUUGUCGGAAGACGCCAAGCAACACUGGAACGAGCAGCACACCUCAUCGGCCAAGAUUUGUUCGCACGCUUUCUGGCGGGGCAACUGUAAGAAGGCUUCAGUGGGGCUGCAGUGCGAGAUCGGCCUGCGCUGUCGCACGUACUACGUGCUGUGCGGCUCAGUGCUGAGCGUGUGGAACGAGCUGGAGGAGGUGCUCACGCCCGUCAGCGGCACCAACGUCAAGGUGCAGAUCGUCCGUCUGCGCACUGAAGACGGCCAGCGGAUAGUCGGACUGAUCAUUCCGGCCAACUGCGUGUCGCCGCUAAUACACAAGCUGUCCACUUCGGACCAGUUCCAGCAGCUGGCUGUGCUGGAGCAGCACAAGAGGCAGCAGCUUCACCCCCAAAGUCUGAGCCACGCGCCCAACACAUAGUGGCGCCAACGCAGACUGCUGUACAUACAAAAGAACUGUUUCAGGGUUGUUGUUGUUGUUUUGUUUUUUAUUAUUAUUCUCUUUUAAUUUGGAAGACUUGCCAUCACCCCUUCAUCCGACGGGGGUGAUGUUUUUUUGUCCUCUGACAUUCAGAGUGGAAGAUUCACGACGACCCACCCUCCCCCCUUCCCGGCAACACUUGAAACUAACCGCUACGUUACAAUCCAAUAAUAAACCCUUCAGACUUUCA